Messenger RNA from Macroventuria anomochaeta, 1865 nucleotides. RefSeq names its product Rh-like protein/ammonium transporter. The transcript is spliced from 4 exons. Bases 409 to 1773 code for a protein of 454 amino acids. Gene Ontology annotation, molecular function: ammonium channel activity. NCBI's taxonomy places the organism in Eukaryota, Fungi, Ascomycota, Dothideomycetes, Pleosporales, Didymellaceae. Gene Ontology annotation, cellular component: plasma membrane. The record is from RefSeq and is a predicted model, not a curated record. Gene Ontology annotation, biological process: ammonium transmembrane transport.
AUCUCAUCUCAGAAUACGCAACUCGCUGCACGCAGAUCUUGAAGUUCGAAGAUGUAGACAUCGGGUAAGGCACCUCCUGUACUCGCUGUAAACGCACCGUAUCACAACCGCGGAAGAUGCUUCCUUAUCUUAUCAGCACGCCUUGCUCACCGUCCUACGAGCUCUCCACCAAUUGUAACGACGCUUCAGUGCAUAUCAAACGCCGCCUCUCUGGGCAUGCUCCAAAGAGGAGAGGAGCUACCCUGUAUGCGUUCAACCGAGGGUACCUGAAAACAUGCAUAAACCUGGCUUGUCCAGCGACAUCUGUUUACCUGCGGUUGUUUGCCUGUUGAUAAACUUGUCGUUUUGCUUCUUGAGCAUCAAUCGCGUUCCUAGAAGAAGACUUUGCAGUUAUCAACUAAGCCCGCUAUGGGUCUUCCUACGGAGGUCCUGAAAGCCUGGGAGGCAUGUGAUCGUACUGAUACACUCUUUGUCCUCGUAUGCUGUGUCUUUUGCUGGGGUAUCAUACCCGCCGUCGGCAUCGCCUACUCCGGCUACACCACGCGCUCGAACUCGCUCGCAGCAAUCAUUCCUUCCAUCCUGGCCGUAAUCGUCUGCACAAUCCAAUGGUUCCUCAUCGGCUACACCCUAACGUACAGCGAAGGAGGUCCAGUCUUUGGCGAUUUCACAUAUGUCUUCCACCACAACGUGCUCUCCGAACCCGUCGGCACCAUCCCAGCAAUCCUAUUCAGUUUUUUCCAGCUCAUCUUCCAAGCCACCGUCUGUGCGAUCGCUGUUGGCGGAGCUUGUGAACGCGGUCGCAUCCUCCCUCUGAUACCCUUCAUCUUCCUAUGGUCAACAUUCAUAUACAACCCCCUCGCGCACAUGGUCUGGGGCGGCGGCUUCCUGCAAAACCUCGGCGUUAUCGACUUCGCGGGCGGCACACCCGUGCACAUCAACAGUGGCGCAACCUGCACUGCCAUGAGCGUCUACCUCUCAUACCCGCUCUUCCGCUCUCGCAAAUCAGCUGUCCGCACCCCUUCCCAUCUGGUCAUCCACCGGCCUGUCAACUCUCUCUGUCAACUGCUCGCUAUGAUAAGUAUCUGGGGCUCCUGGCUCGCCUUCGACGCCGGUACGACGCUGGCGUUCAACUUUAAGUCUGUAAUGGCUUUGUGUGUGACCAAUUUGUGUGCUGCCAGCGGUGCGCUGACAUGGAUGCUGUACACGUACAUCGAAGUUGGCCGCUGGAGUCUGGAUAGCUGUUUCAUGGGCGCCAUCUCCGGGCUCAUCAUGAUCACGCCGUCCGCAGGCUUCAUCGAUAUGCCGUCAGCGAUGCUCUUUGGUGUUGUCGGCGCGCUGUUCUGUCGGCAGACGCUGCGGGUCAAGUUCACUGCUUUUGCAAGACGCUGGCGCUGGGUCGAUCACGGGGAUACGUUUGCGACGCACUGUUUGGGUGGGUUUUUGGCGACGAUUGGGACGGGAUGUUUGGCAAGGAAGGAAGUUGCGGGGUAUGAUGGGGUUACUGAGAUUGCCGGAGGUGUGUUCUUUGAUGGGAAUGUUAGGCAACUUGGGAUUCAGAUCGUGGAAGCAACGGUCGGAUUCACCUGGUCGUUUGUGGGAAGCUACACGAUUUAUGCGUUGAUUGACUGCGUGCCGGGAUUCGAGGUGUUGGCUGAAGACAAGGACAUCAUCGCUGGUCUGGACGCGAGUCAAAUGGACGAGGAGACGCUGUGGACGGAGACACAGAAGUACUCUCCGUUUGCAGAGCCGAAUGGUGAACUGCAUCUUGAUUAGUAGCGGACAUCGGGGAGAGGAUUCACCCGGACGUUGGUACCCAGAGUGUAGAUUUGACACUCGACCUAAGUCUUGUGUGUAGGAGAGAGUGG